GCGGGCAGCGCCGCGGCAACGGGGCUGACGUGGAGGUUCAGGGUUAGCUGGCGCUGCGGGCUGCGGGAUUGGGGAGCGACGGGCCGGGCCGGGUCCUCCGGCCCGAGGCUGCAUUGGUGGCGACGGUAUAAAGCCGGCGACGGGGAGCAUGUAAUGUCGGAAUGCGGAGGCCGCGGCAGCGGCAGCAGCAGCAGCGACGACGCCGCGGACGAGGGUGGCGGUGGCGGCGGCCCCGCGGGCUCCGGCUUCCUCAGCCCGGCCCCGGCUUCGUCCUCGGAGGGCAGGCUCCGUCGCGGGCUGCACGGCGCCUCCCUCAUGGCGCGCCGGCGGCCCGAGCUGCUCUGCGGGGCCGUGGCACUCGGCUGCGCGCUACUCCUCGCUCUCAAGUUUACCUGCAGUCGAGCAAAAGAUGUGAUAAUACCAGCAAAGCCGCCUGUCAGCUUUUUCUCCUCGAGGUCUCCGGUUCUUGACCUCUUCCAGGGGCAGCUGGACUACGCAGAGCAUGUCCGCAGGGACUCGGAGGUGGUGCUGCUGUUUUUCUACGCGCCGUGGUGCGGACAGUCCAUCGCCGCCAGGGCCGAAAUUGAACAAGCAGCGAGGCAGCUUUCAGACCAGGUGUUGUUUGUGGCCAUUAACUGUUGGUGGAACCAGGGGAAAUGCAGAAAACAGAAACACUUCUUUUAUUUUCCUGUGAUAUAUCUGUAUCAUCGGAGUUUUGGACCAAUCGAAUACAAAGGCCCCAUGAGUGCUGUUUACAUUGAGAAGUUUGUCCGCCGUGUGAUGAAACCACUUCUCUACAUCCCAUCUCAAUCAGAAUUACUAGAUUUUCUCUCAAACUACGAGCCUGGAGUCCUUGGGUACUUUGAGUUCAAUGGUUCACCCCAGCCUCCUGGUUAUUUGACCUUCUUCACAUCAGCAUUGCAUUCGCUGAAGAAAGAUUACCUAGGAACAGUACGAUUUGGGGUUAUCACAAAUAAACAUCUUGCGAAACUGGUAUCCUUAGCACACUCUGGAAGUGUGUAUUUACAUAGACAUUUCAACACAUCUCUUGUCUUUCCCAGGGAGGUCAUCAACUACACGGCGGAGAACGUCUACAAGUGGGCCCUCGAAAACCGAGAGACGCUCCUUCGGUGGCUGCGGCCACACGGCGGCAAGAGUCUCCUGCUGCAAAACGAGCUGAAGAAAGGACCAGCGCUUUUUUUAUUUAUACCUUUUAAUCCCCUGGCCGAGAGUCAUCCCCUGAUAGAUGAGAUCACCGAAGUGGCCUUGGAGUACAACAACUGUCAUGGGGACCAGGUGGUGGAGCGGCUCCUUCAGCACCUGCGGCGAGUGGACGCCCCUGUGUUCAAGUCUCUGGCCCCCGAGCCCCCUGCCCGGCUGCUGGACCCGCCACUGGGGUCGGCGUCCCCCUGCUGCAACACCGUGGUGCUGCCCCAGUGGCACUCCAUCUCCAGGACCCACAAUGUCUGUGAACUGUGUGUCAACCAGACAGCCGGCGGUGUCAGGCCGAGCUCGGUCAGCGUGCCCCAGUGCAGCUUUUUCGAUAUGGCAGCAGCUCUGGAUUCCUUCUACCUCAAGGAGCAGACCUUUUAUCAUGUGGCAUCAGAUAGCAUAGAAUGCAGCAAUUUUCUAAGUUUCUAUAGCCCUUUCAGCUACUACUCUGCAUGUUGCAGGACCAUCAGCAGGGGCGGGACGGGCCUCAUUGAUUCUGAACAAGACGCCUUUGAGUCCCCGACCACUGCGUUUUCUUCCCUCGAGAAGAAAUGCGAGGUCGAUCCCCCCAGCUCUGUUCCUCACAUUGAGGAGAACAGGUAUCUUUUUCCCGAACUGGACGUGACUAGCACAAGCUUCACCGGCUUGAGCUGCAGAACCAACAAGACCCUGAACAUGUACCUUUUGGAUUCCAAUUUAUUUUGGUUAUAUGCCGAGAGGCUGGGUGCUCCAAGCACCGCUCAGGUGAAAGAAUUCGCCACCAUCGUUGAUGUGAAGGAAGAGUCUCACUACAUCUUGGAUCCAAAACUCGCUCUGAUGAAGUUCACCCUAGAGUCCUUCAUUCAGAACUUCAGCGCUCUCUACAGUCCCUUGAAAAGGCAUCUUAUUGGAAGUGACUCUGCCCAGUUCUCGUCUCAGCGUUUCAUCACCGAAGUGACGACUGACUCCUUUUGGGAAGUGGUCCUUCAAAAGCAGGAUGUGCUGCUGCUGUACUAUGCGCAGUGGUGCGGCUUUUGUCCAUCCCUCAAUCACAUCUUCAUCCAGCUGGCCCGGCUCCUGCCCGCGGAUACGUUCACCGUGGCCAGGAUCGAUGUGUCGCAGAAUGAUCUUCCUUGGGAAUUUAUGGUUGACCGUCUUCCUACUGUCUUAUUUUUUCCCUGUAACAGAGACCCCCACCGUGCCCGUGACCCUCGCCCGCACUGCCGCUGUGUCGAUGGGCCUGAUGCAAGUGGCACAGGUGGCGUGGGAUGAAGACCCUCCAGGAGUGAAACUAAGGAGAAAGUGACGCUUCGUCUUCUCAAAACCGAAACUGCCCUGGCACGGUCAGAAGUUCAAGGCGGGUCUGGCAGGCAAGUCAGAGUCACACUCACGGGGACUGCAAACACCAGUCCCAGGAGCUCCUCGGUCCCUCGGGUGAAGGACAGCCAGCCUCAGGUGUAGGCUGCCGGCUGCAGAAAGGAGAGGUAGAACGCCUGAGGUUCUGAAACGCGAGGGCACUGGAGCAGACGGCCUACAUCUUCCCUGUUUUCCGGGCGCCCUUCAUUCGAAAGCACCCUUUCUCUCUGCCUUCCAGUUGGCACCUUUAGAACCCCUGUCCCUCCUUCCACCCACACCCUGGUCCUGGGCACCCCAGCCCACUGGGCCUCUGCUGGUCCCCAGGUGGGGACCAGAAGCAUUUCCUCCCCUGCACUAAAACCUGGCUGCCUCCCACGGAUGCCUUAGCAGCCCACCUGGGCCUCAAGCCUGCCUUCAGCUCAGAUUGCCUAACUAGCUCCCCCUUCCCCCAAGCGAUCACUUAAUGUCAACCCUUAAUUUCGGGGUAUGCUGCUAAAAUAAGUGUUCCCUAAGCUCCCUCCUAGGGGUUCUAGAAAGUAGAUUGGUUCAACAUCUUUUUAGAGAUUUGGAUGAGGCCAGACGAGCUGCCUUCAGUCUGACCAGAAGGCCAGAGCUUCGGGGGUGAGGGUAAGGGGUAGGGUUGGGGGGCAGCCCCAGGCCACCUGGGAGAUUCCUGCCUGCACUGCUGGCAGGCCAGAGUCAGCCUUCGGGCCCAUCCAGGGCUGGCCUCCAGCUGACUCCCAGGGAUGUGGACACAAACCACAUUUUAAUCACAAUAGGGUAGCAUGUGCUGUCAGUGGUGGGAUUAAGAACUAAGUGAGUUCACCCAAGCAGACACAAGGAUAGAGAUGCGGGCUCGGGGUCACUGGCCCGAGAACCCCCAAUUCCUCGCCUUUGCCAACCUGAAACUCUCUGCAGCCCCCUCCUCUGGGCACCCACAGUGCCACUGGCUGCUGGGGGCUCCUGUGUCCACAUGCACAUGAGAAAUGACUGUCCCCUGCACUUGGCGCUCUGACAACAGGGUCAGGGGACCCUCCUGGGUGAGGAAACUGAACCCAGUCCCCAGCAGGUGGGGAAGAAUCUGAGAAAAGGGCAGGGGGAAGGAACCGAGCCCCCUCCCCCCACUCCCCUCCAGUGCAGAAAAUACUAAAUACAACAAACAAAAGCCA
Messenger RNA from Sus scrofa (pig), 3716 nucleotides. NCBI's taxonomy places the organism in Eukaryota, Metazoa, Chordata, Mammalia, Artiodactyla, Suidae. The record is from RefSeq and is a predicted model, not a curated record.